UUACCAAUCUCUCUGCUGUAACGUUACCUCCAUGUUGAGUAACAUUAGCCUACAACCCAAGCAUGGUAAAUAAGGCUAAAAUGCAAAAGUUGUUGUGGUUAUGUUAUGGAUAAGUGCUUGCCCAGAGCAUAUAGUGAAGUGACUGGCAUUACUACUCAUUGUUGGGAAUAAACAGACUGCUAGGGAACAUUUUAUGUUGUUGUUCCCCCAGGAGUUGUGGUGAUUUAUGAGUGUGGAGUUAGCAUGUUCUCCCCGUGUUCCGGUGAUUAUUUUGAGGCGUACUCUCGUCCCAUCCCACCAUCAACAUAUGUAUGUAACAUACAGUCACUGGCCACUUUGUUAGGUACACCUGUGUAAUCUAAUGCAAUCCAGUAGAACGGCUAUACCAUGAUUUUUCCCCCAAAAAUUUAUACAUUUUCAGUUGUUGUUGACAUUUUCUAGAAAGUGAAAUCACUCCGCCCAGCAAGUACUGUAUGUCUGCCCCACCGAUCUCAGAACAGGCACUGAUAAUUAAAGGUAAUGUACCUAACCAUAUGACUAUAGGGAUUACGGCAAUAGGCGAAUUUGCCAAAAUGUCGAACUAUCCCUUUAAGUCAACCGCUAUACCCGACCUCUUUAUGGGGGACAGCGACCACGGUGAGGAGGAGUCCCGGGAGAAGGAGGUCCCAACUGAGCUAAUCUCGCUAAAGCUAACGUUGGUUACAUUGAGUGCACAGCUAAAUUGUGUCUGUUUGCACCCAUGCCAUCCGUGUUUGUAGCAGUGUCACCCCAAAAUCUAAAAUACAUAGUUUCCGUCUAGCUUGUUUCGGUGUGUGCUGCUGAGUGUUGGAGCUAUCCGCUGUAAAGAUGUCUGCCUUCUCUCAAAUACAAUGCAACUAGCUGUAACUCGGCUUGUGGUGCUAAAAGGACCAGAAAAGUACAUUUGGAAAAACUCAACAGCAGUGUCUGUCUCCAAAAAUCAUGACUCGGUUACUCAAGAUAAUCCACAGACCUUGUUGUGAGCAGUUUCAUGUCGGAACUAUUUUCUUUCUACCGAACUACUCCUGCCAACAGUAUCACCGCGCAGGAGGAAGCGUGCAUCUGGGCUCGUAAUAGUGCGGGAUGUAAACAUUAAUGGCGUCCUCCUCGCUUCAGCUGCAACGGUAGCCAGUUAGCUCAGUGGUGCUAGCAGCAUCAAACUGUUAGUUAGAAUAUUAAUUGUUCGUUUGGUAGCGGAUGGACAAGCAAGUAUGGGUCGACAAUGUGCAUUUCCCAACUGCAGAAAUCGACAGAAAACUUGGUCUGCGGUUAGUUUCCACAAGCUACCGUUAAAUGAACCGAGCCGCUACAAGCUAUGGCUCCGUGCUCUAGAUAUAGACCCAAACACUCCGAAGAAUAUCCUCCGGCGUCGUUGUAUAUAUGUGUGCAGCGACCAUUUUUCGCCCGAUGACUUGGUCCACUAUAAAAGCAGUACCCAUCCGAAGCCCACUGCCAUCCCUGUCAACAGUCAUACCGCGGACCAGACCGCUGGUGGAAGCGCUAACAUGACCACAUCACCGCUGCAUGACACCGGGGCAGCAGACAUUCAAGAAAACACACCAGAGGCGACAGGCUCUGCAACCAGGGAGAAACCAGCUCUGCAGCACAUUGUUGAUGAGGAGGCCAUCCUGCAGCUGAUAAAGGACUGCCCAAUGUGCGACAGAAGGUGCCGCUGUACCAAAUUCACUCGUGGCCCUUACUUCAUAGUCUACCAGAGCUGUUACUUUUGCAAUUAUCAACGCAAGUGGGCCAGCCAGCCAGAAGCUAGAGAUCUAAACAUUCAUAAGGCACAAGUAACACCCAAGAGGAAACAGCAGCCAAAGGACAAGGCGUCUGGAAAUGCCAAAGCUGCAUCAUCAAAGCUUGUUAAGACAAGCGCUUCCUCAGUCUCAGAGUCUCAGGACCCAGUAAAGACCAAAGGAGUCCCGUGUCAACUCUGUCUUGAACAUGACUGACUUACAUGAGUCUGAAAUUGGGCAUGAUCACAGUUUCAGAUGUGCCUUAUGGUGGAUCACUGUCAUGCAGUUGUAGAUGCUUAAUGAUGAUGACAUACAAUUCUGUAAAGUUGUCUGUGGAUAUGAAGCUUCAGUCCAAAGUAAUAAUGUUUAUAUUGCUAAUAAGGGACACGUUUAGAGCAGAGUAGUAGUAAGCUCGCUCGUAGAAAGAAAUACUACACCAGAAAUAUGCUAAGAUGCCAUUGUGUUGUGGAAAAAGAACAUUUGAAUACUAAUCAUAAUUAUAUUA
Molecule: messenger RNA, 2262 nt
Organism: Epinephelus moara (kelp grouper)
Lineage: Eukaryota; Metazoa; Chordata; Actinopteri; Perciformes; Serranidae
Exons: 4
Coding region: 1230-1973 (247 amino acids)
Molecular function (GO): sequence-specific DNA binding
Source: RefSeq, a predicted model, not a curated record